AUGCGUUUCACCAGCCUUCUUUUCAUGGCUUCGGCCAUUAUUACUACCGCUGCCGGCAAGGGAAUCAAUUGCCAGGGUAGUGGAGAGUGCCCUUUUUGCCACGCCCAGACCAAUCUGAAAGAGCUACAAAAAGUUUGCGAGAGCGUCCCGGACAACACGCAAUACUACAACGGCCAACAAAUCUGUUGUGUCCAGUGCGACGAGGACAACACUGAGCAGUACUCCGUCUGCGCAUUUGUGCAGAACACAAAAGAUGGCGCUCCAGGUCACUCGGUCAAGGCCGCCAUUCAGCAGCUGGUUGAUCACAACUGCGGUCUUUGCGGCAGUGCCCCGUUCUAUAACAACGACGUUACGGAGGGUGAGCUUACUGUGAAUGUCGUCGACUACACCAGCUGUCAUACGGUCAUCUGUUAA
Molecule: messenger RNA, 414 nt
Organism: Penicillium waksmanii
Lineage: Eukaryota; Fungi; Ascomycota; Eurotiomycetes; Eurotiales; Aspergillaceae
Product: Killer toxin Kp4
Exons: 1
Coding region: 1-414 (137 amino acids)
Cellular component (GO): extracellular region
Source: RefSeq, a predicted model, not a curated record